Messenger RNA from Diaporthe batatas, 420 nucleotides. RefSeq lists its product as uncharacterized. NCBI's taxonomy places the organism in Eukaryota, Fungi, Ascomycota, Sordariomycetes, Diaporthales, Diaporthaceae. Bases 1 to 420 code for a protein of 139 amino acids. The transcript has 2 exons. The record is from RefSeq and is a predicted model, not a curated record.
AUGCGGCCGGUGGACAGAGCACGCAGACAAGGCAGACAAGUGAGUCGAUCCACCCAGCAUGCUACUCUGAGCCUGCUGUUGCAGUGGGCGCGAGCACGCAGGCACGCCGCCCGCAGCCGAAAUGAACGCUCGAGGCACAACCCGUCGGCGAGCUUGGCACUUGGGCAGGAGGGGCGUAGGAUCCCGUGGACUCGCUGUCGCAAUCUGCAACGGACGAGGUCAAGCCAGCCUGCUCCGCCAUGUUUCCACCCGCAGGCACCUUGGCACCCUACCGUCAGCAGGCUCGACCUGGGUGUUCGCAGCCACCCUGCCACCGACGAGUGCAGAUGCAGCCUUGCCCGGCAGCAGCAUCUGUCUCGAGCCUGGGGCAGUGUGAAAACAAUGGCGCCGGGCAGCACAUCAGCUUUGAUGCGUGCGUGA